GCGUCGCCUCAAGGCGGGAAGCAUCCACCCCCCCACCCCUCACGGCGUGGUGACCCGUACGGUGUUCCCAUGGAGGUGACCGUGUCCCCCUCAGUGUCCCCAAGUCGGCAGGUGUCCCCCUGCAGUGUCCCCAGGCUGGUGCGCUGCUCGGUGGCAGUGCAGCGGGAUGGGAGUGGGACAUGGAGGGAGGGGUGCCGGGGGCCCUGGGGGACCCACCAGUGACACUCGCCGUGUCCCCACAGUCCUUCCAGGGCAGCCACGGCCGUGCCUACCUGUUCAACUCCGUGGUGAACGUGGGGUGCGGCCCGGCUGAGCAGCGGCUGCUGCUGACGGGGCUGCACUCGGUGGCCGACAUCUUCUGCCAGAGCUGCAAGACCACCCUGGGCUGGAAAUACGAGCAGGCGUUCGAGAGCAGCCAGAAGUACAAGGAGGGGAAAUUCAUCAUCGAGAUGUCGCACAUGGUGAAGGAGAACGGCUGGGACUGACGCGGAGGUGCAGCAGGGACUGGGGGGCACGUGGGGGAGAGCUGGGUGACCCCCUCUUUGGCACUCUCCCUGUGCCCCCGGUGCCCCCUGGGUGGCACCAGCCGCGGGGGUUGCGGGGCUUUUCUAGGGCAAUAAAGGCUUUUUUUGUAGGAA
Messenger RNA from Cyanistes caeruleus (blue tit), 638 nucleotides. The record is from RefSeq and is a predicted model, not a curated record. Lineage: Eukaryota; Metazoa; Chordata; Aves; Passeriformes; Paridae.